GCACGGACAGAUACACAGACAGAGAGAGAGAGAGAGAGUAAAAAAAUAAAAUUAAAAAUUAAAAAAACAGAAAAAGUGGCCCAUUAAAUUGAACAAACUACACACAACACAACAACACGACUGAGAAAGAACCUUUUGCUUUUUAAUGCUCUCUUCUCUCUCUCUCUCUCUUCCUCUUCUUGAUUCUCUCCUUUAUCAAAAAUCGUGCUCUCUUUUCUUCGCUGUGUUUUGUUCUGAGAUGUGAAGAGAGAGAAAGUUUAUAAGCUAUGAAGCAGCUGCUGCUGAAUGAAGGGGUACUUGUUGGAAUGAUGAUGAUGAUGAUGAUGUUGAAGAAAUGGCGGUAGUUCUGAUGAUAAUGGCUCAACAAACCAAAACAAACCAAAACAAUGUCACUCCUGACCAAGUGAAGCCAAUGUUGUAUGAUUUUCUGGGCAUGAAAUCCGCUGAUUCUUCUCCUGUCGUUUUGCCUCCAAAACCCGCCGUUUCACUGCCAUCUCCUUCCCCCUCUGUUUCCUUUGGCGCUUCUUCUAGUGUUCCUGGUCCCCGUGGGCCCAUCUCUUCUACCUCUGAUCUCGCCUCUGUAGAAAGACAGGCUGGAAAUCAUCUUGAGGGGGUUCCAUUUUAUGGUACAAGGAGUGACAUUUCUGGACCUGAGAUAAGCAACAGAUUAGUGGGAAGUAAGAGAAGUAACUCAGAAUCAGCUUUCAUGGGUCAUGAAUACUCUGAGGGACUGCAUUUGAUGAAGCUACUCAGAAAUGGGGCAGGGGGAGAGAAACCAAGAAGGUCCAAUGAUGAUGAGGUCCUCUGUGGUAUGCAGCAAUUGAGGCCAACUUCAGCAUCUCUUAUAUUACAGCCUUCAGCUAACAGUAGAAUGGAUCCCAAUGUUUCUAGAUGGGAGCGAACUAUUCCUAUUAAUACUGGCUCUGCUGCACAGUAUCAUCCACGUGGGGGUCAGUUGGUGCCCUUUAUGCAUCAAGUAGUGCCAAACAGGUUCAAGGAUGCCAAUGCAGGUCCUUUAAUCAUAUCUCAAUCAGCUGCUGAUGAAGGAUCUAGAACUGGGAUUAAAGGUCCUGACAUUUUGAGUUCUGUCAAUGUCUCUGGUGGUGUGUCUGAAAAGAACUCAUCCUCACUUCUGCAAGGUGGAACCAGGCCAAAGUCUGGGUCACUUUUUUCAGAGCCAGAAUCUUCUACUCCUCCAAGUCGACAGGGAUUAGUAUCUGCUAGCCGGCAAAUGACUAUAUUCUAUGGAGGUCAAGCUCAUGUUUUCGAUGAUGUCCAUCCAAAUAAGAUGACUGCCUGGUUGCUGCCUGAUUACUUUCAGGCAGAUGUUAUAAUGGCCUUAGCCGGAUCAAAUGGAGGGUCGUGGUCAACAACCUACUCACCGAAAUCUACUGCAAGGCCUGUUGGUGAAAAUCUCUUGCCCGGUGGAGAUCCUGAAGCACCGAUUUCUGGCAACAUGGCAUUACCACAAGAACUUCGCGGGAGGUUAUCUGUCACAGGUAACACUAGUCAUGGAAGUGGCUCAGGUGACCGAAUUUUGACACCCCCAGGUUUUACAAGAAAUCUGGUUCAAGCAGCAGAGCCUAGUACCGAAGAGAAAAGAGAUAAAUAAUUAAUGUUACAGGGAGUAGUAGGAAGUGUAAUGCUAAAAAAGACAUCCCUCUGUAUUGUGGUUUAUGCUUCAAAAUUUCUGUUAUAUUAGUGAGUUUUUUGACGGUAAAGAGAAGGGAGGUUUAUUCCAUUCCAUCUGGUUUAUAGACCCAAUUAAGCUGCCAUCAAUUCAGCAUCAGACACAGAAUAUUUUCAGGCUCUCACUGGCAGAGCGCUGUGACAUAUGAAAAUUAGAGGAGUACGACAUGUCGUAGCUGAAAAUUGGAAUAGAACGACAUUAAUUCAUAAUUUGUUUCAAACUUUUAAUUCCAGAGGCAUAUGUGGACAUUGUUCUAUUAUCUAUCAAAGCAUCACUUCUAUGA
Molecule: messenger RNA, 1973 nt
Organism: Mangifera indica (mango)
Lineage: Eukaryota; Viridiplantae; Streptophyta; Magnoliopsida; Sapindales; Anacardiaceae
Product: protein TIFY 8
Exons: 6
Coding region: 335-1612 (425 amino acids)
Biological process (GO): response to wounding; regulation of jasmonic acid mediated signaling pathway; regulation of defense response
Cellular component (GO): nucleus
Source: RefSeq, a predicted model, not a curated record